Myxocyprinus asiaticus (Chinese sucker) is the source of this 2478-nucleotide messenger RNA. Its product is annotated as cytochrome P450 2K1-like. Gene Ontology annotation, molecular function: oxidoreductase activity, acting on paired donors, with incorporation or reduction of molecular oxygen, reduced flavin or flavoprotein as one donor, and incorporation of one atom of oxygen; heme binding; iron ion binding. The transcript has 15 exons. The record is from RefSeq and is a predicted model, not a curated record. Lineage: Eukaryota; Metazoa; Chordata; Actinopteri; Cypriniformes; Catostomidae. Gene Ontology annotation, biological process: xenobiotic metabolic process. Gene Ontology annotation, cellular component: cytoplasm; intracellular membrane-bounded organelle. The coding region runs from base 1 to 2343 and encodes 780 amino acids.
AUGGCUGUUGUGGAGGCACUUCUGCAGUUUUCCAGCACAGGAACAUUAUUGGGUGCUUUUCUGUUGCUUCUGGUAUUAUAUCUGCUUUCCACUAGCUCCAAACCUCAGAAAGAAGGUAAAGACCCACCAGGACCCAAACCACUGCCACUGCUGGGAAACCUGCUGACACUUGACCUCGAAAGACCCUUUGACACCCUUUGUGAGCUGUCCAAAACCUACGGGAAUGUGUUCCAAGUGUUUUUCGGUCCCAAAAAAGUUGUGGUCUUAGCUGGGUACAAAACAGUUAAAGAAGCCCUUGUGAACAAUGCAGAAGAGUUUGGGGACCGAGAUAUUGGACCUAGUUUUAGUAUACUUAACAAAGGACAUGGGAUCCUCUUUUCUAAUGGGGAGAACUGGAAAGAGAUGAGACGCUUCGCUCUCACUAACCUGCGGGACUUUGGGAUGGGCAAGAGAGGAAGUGAAGAGAAAAUCAUAGAGGAAAUUCAGUAUUUGAAAGAAGAGUUUGAGAAGUUUGAAGGGAAUCCCUUUGACACAACACAGCCCGUGAACUACGCUGUAUCAAACAUCAUCUCCGCUAUUGUGUAUGGCAGCAGAUUUGAAUACACGGAUUCUCGAUUUAAAGAAAUGGUCGACAGGGCAAACGAGAACGUUCGGGUUGGUGGAUCGGCAUCUAUGCGGCUUUACAACACAUUUCCAUGGUUGGGCCCUUUCCUGAACAGCAAAAAGACUGUCAUAAGAAAUGCUCUGAAAAACAGGGUGGCAAUAACUCAGUUGAUCAAGGGGCUACUGGAGACUCUGAAUCCACACGACCGCAGAGGGUUUGUCGAUUCUUUCCUCAUCCGUAAACAAAGUGACGAGCUUUCACCUGGAACAUUACUGGGCAUUUUGCUGGUGCUUCUGGUUUUAUAUCUGCUUUCGUCUGGCUCCAAACCUCAGAAAGAAGGUAAAGACCCACCAGGACCCAAACCACUGCCACUGCUUGGAAACCUGCUGAUGAUUGACCUCGAAAGACCCUUUGACACCCUUUGUGAGCUGUCCAAAACAUACGGAAAUGUGUUCCAAGUGUUUUUUGGUCCCAAAAAAGUUGUGGUCUUAGCUGGGUACAAAACAGUUAAAGAAGCACUUGUGAACUAUGCAGAAGAGUUUGGGGACCGAGAAAUUACACCUGGUUUCAGAAUAUUUAACAACGAACAUGGGAUCCUCUUUUCCAAUGGGAAGAACUGGAAAGAGAUGAGACGCUUCACCCUCACUAACUUGCGAGACUUUGGGAUGGGCAAGAGUGAAGAGAAAAUCAUAGCAGAAAUUCAGUACCUGACAAAAGAGCUUGAGAAGUUUAAAGGGAAUCCCUUUGACACAACACAGCCUGUGAACUAUGCUGCAUCAAACAUCAUCUCAUCUAUUGUGUAUGGCAGCAGAUUUAAAUACACUGAUUUUCAAUUUAAAGAAAUGGUCAAAAGGGCAAACGAGAACAUUCGGCUUGGUGGAUCGGCUUCUAUUAUGCUUUACAACACAUUUCCAUGGAUGGGCCCGUUCCUCACCAAAAAACAUUUGUUUUUAAAAAAUAUGAUGAAAAGUAAGGCAGAAAUGACUCAAUUGAUCAGUGAGUUACUGGAGACUCUGAAUCUACACGAUCACAGAGGGUUUGUCGACUCUUUUCUCAUACGCAAACAGAGCGACGAGCAAUCAGGCAGGAAGGACACAUACUUCCAUCAGGAGAAUCUUAUCGUAACAGUCGGAAAUCUCUUUUCAGCUGGUACUGAUACCACAGGAACAACUCUGCGCUGGGGUCUGAUGAUUAUGGCCAAAUACCCUCAUAUACAGGAUCGGGUUCAGGAGGAGAUUGACAGAGUGAUUGGUGGACGUCAGCCAGUUGUGGACAACAGGAAGAAAUUACCAUAUACAGACGCUGUGAUCCAUGAAACCCAAAGACUGGCCAACAUAGUGCCCAUGAGUCUCCCCCAUACGACCAGCUGUGAUGUUAACUUCAAUGGAUACUUUAUCAGGAAGGGUACCACAGUAUUUCCUCUUUUGAUGUCUGCAUUAAAGGAUGAAAGUGAAUGGGAGAAACCGCACAGCUUUUACCCAGAACACUUCCUUGAUGAGAAGGGACAGUUUGUUAAGAAAGACGCUUUCAUCCCCUUUUCUGCAGGGCGCAGGGUGUGUCUAGGAGAGAGUUUGGCCAAGAUGGAGCUCUUCCUGUUCUUUACCUCUCUUGUUCAGAACUUCCGCUUCACUCCUCCACCUGGAGUUUCUGAAGAUGAGCUUUGUCUCAGAGGAAUAGUGGGAAUCACAUUGAAUCCAUCCCCACAUAAGCUGUGUGCAAUCAAACGUCCUGAUCCAUGACAAUAACAUCAAUCUUUAGAAGAAACAACAACAAGAAACAACAUUUCACCUUGUUUAAAAUGGAGUUUGAGAUUUUAGCACAAUUUGUACGUAUUCCUAGGAAAUGGUCAUAUUGUACAUAUCUAAAUAAUGGCA